CUCUCUCUCUCUCUCUCGCUCGCUCUUUACGACAAUGGUGAGCUUCGAUGGGUUAAUGGAGUCGAAGAGGGUCAUCCUAGGGUUAGGGUUAGGGCAAUUCGUCUCCCUUCUCAUCACCUCCACGGGAUUCUCCUCCUCCGAGCUCUCUCGCCGAGGGAUCGCUGUUCCAACAUCGCAGUCAUUCUUGAACUAUGUACUAUUAGCAAUUGUGUACGGUGGCUACAUGAUAUAUCGAAGAAGGCCACUUCAGAUGAAAUGGUAUUACUAUUUAAUACUUGGCCUUGUUGAUGUGGAGGCAAACUUUCUCGUGGUCAAGGCUUAUCAGUACACACCGUUGACAAGUGUCAUGCUUCUGGAUUGUUGGUCUAUUCCCUCCGUCAUAUUUCUUACUUGGAUGUUCCUCAAGACAAAAUAUAGAUUCAGGAAGUUUGCUGGCAUAGCUAUCUGCGUCACUGGACUUGUCUUAGUUGUGUUUUCUGAUGUGCAUGCAGGUGAUAGAGCAGGAGGGAGCAAUCCAGUGAAAGGAGAUAUGCUUGUACUUGCCGGUGCCACCCUUUAUGCUGUUAGCAAUGUUAGCGAGGAGUUUCUUGUGAAGAACGGGGACAGAGUUGAGGUAAUGGGAAUGCUCGGCUUAUUCGGAGCCGUUGUCGGUGCUUGUCAAAUAAGCAUAUUUGAGCGAAAUGCGCUGAAAUCUAUACACUGGACGGCUGGUGCUGUGCUACCUUUUCUUGGAUAUGCAAUAGCAAUGUUUAUGUUCUAUUCUACCGUCCCAGUUUUACUUAAGUUAAGUGGGUCAACAAUGCUAAACCUUUCAUUGCUAACAUCCGACAUGUGGGCCGUUCUUAUCCGCAUCUUCGCUUAUCAUGAAAAGGUCGACUGGAUUUACUUUGUAGCAUUUGCAGCUGUGGGAGUCGGACUCGUAAUUUAUUCGGGAGGCAAGAAUGAAGAUAAUACGGGAACUCUGAUGGGCGAGGGCGGCGGCAACAUUGAAGGCAAAGAGAGAGAUGAGGAGGCUCCGCAGGAUCGUUUGGCUGAGAUCUCGAAUUCUUGCGGGAAUUCAAGCAGUAGAGACGAAGGGAAGGGCCAUUACUACUCUCUCGUCAGCGAGGAGAGAUGACGGAAGCCAGUGUGAGGAGAGAUUCCGGCGGAAUCAUUUCGUAGAUCAGCAGGUGGUUUCGACAGAUUGUUUCGACCCAGCUUAUACUGCAGCAGCAGCAGAAGCAGAAUCAGAAGCACAUUCUCAGAAGCAUAUUCUUUUCGUUCUUUCGUGCUCUUCCGCGAAGCCCAUCUGAUUCCAAACUGUUCGUGAAAAUUUCGCAUUCCUUGGCUGAAUGGGUCUUUGAUCAUGUAAUGGUGAUAGUCGACAAUUGUGCGAAGUACUACUGCAUUGCUUAUAGUCAAAGCAUUUACAUGGCUUUCGCAGAAAUGCUAUUUUAGUGGGGCUGUUCAGAAAAGCACUCUUAGAAGCUUAAUUUAGAUUUCUGUCACAGCAAAAGAUCGAGACUUAGUUGUGUUGUUUGUUUACCAGCAUUGCAGUAAAUUCAAUUCUCUUUAAAUAUUUUUCCUUUUGUU
Ananas comosus (pineapple) is the source of this 1572-nucleotide messenger RNA. RefSeq names its product solute carrier family 35 member F1-like. Gene Ontology annotation, biological process: transmembrane transport. The transcript has 12 exons. The record is from RefSeq and is a predicted model, not a curated record. NCBI's taxonomy places the organism in Eukaryota, Viridiplantae, Streptophyta, Magnoliopsida, Poales, Bromeliaceae. Gene Ontology annotation, molecular function: transmembrane transporter activity. The coding region runs from base 35 to 1117 and encodes 360 amino acids. Gene Ontology annotation, cellular component: membrane.